This is a messenger RNA of Populus trichocarpa (black cottonwood), 1620 nucleotides long. RefSeq names its product NADH dehydrogenase [ubiquinone] 1 beta subcomplex subunit 10-B. The transcript is spliced from 3 exons. NCBI's taxonomy places the organism in Eukaryota, Viridiplantae, Streptophyta, Magnoliopsida, Malpighiales, Salicaceae. The coding region runs from base 135 to 458 and encodes 107 amino acids. The record is from RefSeq and is a predicted model, not a curated record.
CCUCUAGGAUGUAAAUUACCAAACCCAAACUCCAAACGCACAGGCAAAAGUCAAGGCCUUUUCACCAGAGCAAAAGAACCAAACCGAACCGAACCACACGACACAGGGCGAGCAAGCAGUGACAGCAGAGAGAAAUGGGGAGGAAGAAGGGAGUAGCAGAGUUCGAGGAUUCCCCUCCAGAUGACUUCGAUCCAUCGAACCCUUACAAGGACCCAGUGGUGAUGCUGGAAAUGAGAGAGCAUCUUGUUAGAGAGAAAUGGAUUGACAUAGAGAAAGCCAAGAUCUUGAGAGAGAAACUGCGGUGGUGCUAUCGCAUUGAAGGAGUCAAUCAUCUCCAGAAAUGUCGCCAUUUUGUCCAGCAGUAUCUUGAUUCAACUCGUGGGAUCGGGUGGGGCAAGGACCAACGCCCUCCUUGUCUCCACGGUCCUAAAGUGGAGGCAACAGCCGAGUCUGAGUGAAUCCAUUUCAGUAUUUGAUCUGCCUGGUUUUGUAUUAAGCUGGCACUGAAGUAGUAUGGCUAACCUGAUAAGAAGAACUGAUUUUUCAAUGGGUAGACCCAACUUUGGUUCAUGCAUGGAGACUUUUGAAGGGAAAUUGAAGAGACAUAAUGUGGCAAUGCAAAGUCUGAGAAACAGCAGGGUGUAUUGUUCCUUCUCAAAGGUCUUGGGUGAACAGGUCAUGUAUAUGCUUAAAGUUAUCACUUGUAGGAAAUUAAGGGAAAAUUAGUUAUUGGCUGUCUAGGGUCAGAGAGGGGAUGCAUUGCGGUUGCUGAGGGUAUCUGAUGAGCUAAACAAAAACUGUCUUGAAUUUUAAUGUAAUUCAGCAAAAUAUCUUGCUUAUGCUUGCUGUUUAUUUUUAACUAGAUUAGGUUUUGAUGUGUUACUCAUAAUGAGCUUAAGUAUAGAACAUCUGCAUUUUGCAGGAUUUACUGUGGGUGAGGUUUUAGUUUUGCUUCAUGUUGCAGGAUUUAUAACUUAAGAGUUUGGUUUUUGGGAUCUCAACGAAUUUUGAUUGAAUAAGAUCUGAUUGCUCAAAAUUCUUAAACGGAUUUGUGUGAAAUGUUUAUGGUGAAGAAGAAUAGUUUUGCAGAGAUUUAUUUUUGUUGCAAAGUAUGCCGUGGACAUGGAUCACAAAGUCUUGCUUCAAAAGGAAGGAGGAAUAUUUCUAAGGUGGGAGUAUGGAAAUAUAUUAAAAAAGGAUUGGUCUUUUCUCUUUCUGAAUUUUAAAAUGGGAUUUAGGAAGAGGGGCUUUUGUUUUUAUUUUUUAGAGGGUGAUUUGGGAAGGCUAAUGGUCUUUCCCCAAGUCCUCAAACUUUUUGAGUUGGAUAGGGUGAAUAAUUGUUUUGCUGUGCAUCUCAAUCAGGGAAAUGUUUGUUUGAAUGUUGUAUUUGUCAGAACUACCACUGCCAAUAUCUGGAAAGCGCGAGGCUUUUCAUAGCUGUUUUGAGCUAGUUUACUAAGAGUUCGUUAGAUAUUGUGGUAGCAGUUGCUUUUCAAAGUAUUUUUUUGCUUGUAAAUGCAUUGAAAUAGUAUUUUUUUCAUUUUUAAAAACUUAUUUUUAAUAUCAAUACAUCACAAUGAUUUGAAAAAAAAAAAAUUGAUGCAAAGAAAAAAAUAAAAA